Molecule: messenger RNA, 1842 nt
Organism: Archocentrus centrarchus (flier cichlid)
Lineage: Eukaryota; Metazoa; Chordata; Actinopteri; Cichliformes; Cichlidae
Product: piggyBac transposable element-derived protein 4-like
Exons: 1
Coding region: 1-1842 (613 amino acids)
Source: RefSeq, a predicted model, not a curated record
AUGAACGUGGAGCAGGCAGCGAAGAUCUUCUUUGAGCUGGAAGAAGAUGAGCGAGACUCGGGGUCAGAGUCUGAGGCAGAGAGUGAGGACUCUGAUUAUGAAGUAGAUGAUCCUCCUUUUGUUUUGGAAGGGAAAGAGAGGAGAAGCGACGAAGAGGAAGAGGAGCCUCCAACAUGCGCAGAGCGUGCUACUCGGAGGUCUGCACAAAGGCAGGGACGCCGUGGCACGCCGACCAGGUCGAGAUCUCCACUGACUCGGGCAGCAGAGCCAUGCCUCAGCUCUGAGCCCUGGAUGACAGAGAAGGUUGCUGACACUGCCCCAGCAGUAAGCAGUUUCCAGCCCCGGAGAACACCGGGAGUUCAGGUAGAGACACUUUCCCGUCAUAGUCCCAAAGACCUCUUUCUAUUGUUUUUUGCCACUGACACAGUCAGGACAAUCUGCAGCAACACCAACAAAAAUGCUGCAAAAAGCAAGGACUUGGGGAAGAAACACAAAUGGACUGAGGUGGAGGUGGAAGAGCUGUAUAAGUUUUUUGGUCUCUUGAUUUACAUGUCGUUGGUGUCUGUGCCAAGUGUCCAAGACUACUGGAGACAGAAUCACAUGUUGUCUGUGUUCCUUCCUCCCAAAGUGAUGUCAAGAGACAGGUUCAGAUCCAUAUUUUGGAACAUCCAGUUCAGUGAUCCUGAGGAGGAUGUACAAAAUGAAAGGAAGAAGGGAACACCAGGCCAUGACAAACUGUUUGCAGUCAGGCCUCUUUAUGACGACAUCCUCCGUGCGUGCCAGACUUAUUACCAACCAAGGAGGGAGCUGGCAGUGGAUGAAAGGAUGGUGGAGACUAAGGCAAAAACUGGCAUGGCACAGUGUAUGGAAGGCAAGCCAACUAAAUGGGGGAUAAAAAUGUUUAUAUUGGUUGAGUCGAGCAGUGGCUACACCAUCAGGUUCAGCAUAUACACAGGCAAGGGUGUAACACUGAGUGAGCAUGGGCUGUCUUAUGAUGUGGUCAUGAACCUUAUUCAGCCAUCCUGUCUUGGUACUGGGUACCAUAUUUACAUGGACAGUUUUUUCACCAGUCCCAAACUGUUCAUGGACCUGGCCAGCAUGAAGUUUGGAGCAUGUGGGACCUACAUAGAGAGCAGAAAAGGAUGCCCCACAGGGAGGCCAAAUGCUCUCACCAAAAACUGUGAAAGCGGCUCUGUGAGAUGGAUCAGAGAGGGCCCACUUGUUUUUGUGAAGUGGAUGGACACACAGGAGGUGGCUGUGUGCUCCACCAUCCAUCCUGCAUUCUCAGGCGAGACGGUGCUGAGACGGGUGAAGGAUGGAGAUGGACGCUGGACUGUGAGAGACAUUCUCUGCCCCACACCGGUCAUGGCCUUCAACAAAAAUAUUGGUGAGGUUGGCCUGUCUGAUGAGUUUGCUCAGUACUACUCCACCCAUAGAAAAACUGCUUGCUGGUACAGGACCAUGUUGCUGCACUUUCUGGACAUUGCAACAACAAAUGCGUUCAUCUUACACCGCGAGAUGAGCAGCGCCAAGGAGGUGCAGCCCAUGGCACACAAAGACUUCAUGAUGGAGCUGGUGUGCCAGCUUUGUGGCGUGGAUAAGGCAAAUGUUUCCCAGAGCAGGAGCGCCGAUCACAUGCCCGUGCCCAUCGUCACAGUCACAGACACCAGGAAAAAAGCCAGCAAAGGCAGACUGAAAUGUCAACGCUGUCUGCAGGUGUACGACAGGAGGAGGGACACACCCUGGAAGUGUCAGGCCUGUAAUGUGGCCCUCUGUCUUGUGGUGGACAGGAACUGCUUUUUGGACUGGCACACAAAUAAUGUGUGUGACUUCUUAUUGUGA